This is a messenger RNA of Elephantulus edwardii (Cape elephant shrew), 324 nucleotides long. RefSeq names its product chromosome unknown open reading frame, human C19orf12. The transcript has 3 exons. NCBI's taxonomy places the organism in Eukaryota, Metazoa, Chordata, Mammalia, Macroscelidea, Macroscelididae. The coding region runs from base 1 to 324 and encodes 107 amino acids. The record is from RefSeq and is a predicted model, not a curated record.
AUGCCGGCCAUGGUGGGGGACAUCAUGCAGCUGCUGUGCUCUGUGUCCGAGGAGAGGAAGAUGAAGGCGGCCUUCAAGCAGUCGGGGAAGGGCGCCCUGGUCACGGGGGCCGUGGCUUUUGUUGGCGGCUUGGUUGGUGGCCCCCCAGGACUGGCCUUAGGAGGGGCCGUCGGGGGUCUGUUAGGUGCCUGGAUGACGAGUGGACAAUUUAAGCCCAUUCCUCAGAUCAUAAUGGAGCUGCCCCCGGCCGAGCAGCAGAAGCUCUUUAAUGAGGCCUCAGCCAUCAUCAGGCCCUGCAGCAGCAGCUGCUGGCCAUGCUGGUGA